GGCUGGAGGCUGGCCGCUGUAGUUCCCGCAUCUGACGCAUCGGCCCGUCGGCGCCCCUGGCGAUGGGCAGUCCUCUCAAGCCUCCAGCUCCCAGCUCCUCCAGCUCCAGCUCCAGCAAGCAGCACAUCUCCAGGAGGAGGCUCAUCAUCAUCAUAACAUGGCGGUGAUGAAGUCCAACACCAGCUCAGUUUACUUCACGAACGCCUCCCAUUCCAAAAAUGGAAUCAAGAGGGAAAGGCUUUCUUUCUCCAAUCUCGACGCUGGACUCAUCGUGUUCUCCAUGACCACCAUUAUCGCGCACCUUGUUACAGACACCAUUCUUGUUAUUACUUAUUACCUUGCGGGUCACAGUUUCUGGGCAUUUAGUACAAUUGCUUUAGCUGUUAUACCUGCCUCGAUAAUACAGGCAUUCAGUAUACGCUGGCAUGUUCUUGAUGAUGCCGCAUCAAUUCCCAAAUGGCUGAGCCAUUGUUGCCUUCUUGGCAUACUUUUUAGGCAUGUAGAUGCGCUCCAAACAGGAUUAGAAGCUAGACGAAGUGGAGAUGUGGCUGAUUUCCAAUCACUAUUUCACCAACAGAGCGAUAUUAGUAUGCUGCAACUAUUUGAGUCUUUCAUGAAAUCUGCCCCUCAACUUGUCUUGCAAGUGUAUAUCAUGGUACAAAUUCGUGAUUGGGGGCCAUGGACAGGUCUGUCUGCCGGUGCAUCAUUGAUAUCACUUGCAUGGGCAAUGGCAGCCUAUACACAUGCAAUGCGACAAGCACGUCCAGACAAGCAAAAGGCUUCUAUACCUGGACUUGCUUUGCAAGCAGUAUGGCGAACUGGACUCCUUGCUGCCCGCAUCACUGCCCUGGUUCUUUUUGCAAUAUGCUGCCAAGCUUGGCUGUUUUUAUUGCUAGGUCUUCACUGGCUUGGAAUGACUGUCUGGGUGGUGCUCCAGAAAACUGACUUGUGCUCAACACCCUGGGAGGAGUGUGCAUACAAUGGUGUUGUUGGUGUAGUAUACUGUUUCUGCUUCUUUAAUCUCCGAGAGGGACGGGCAAGGGGUCGGAUGUUAGCCUUCUAUGUUGUUACUGUCACACAAAAUCUUGCCUGCCUCUACCUGUUCUUGGCUCUGGCUCAACAUACACACCCAGUCCUUGCUACUGUGGCUGCAGGAACAGUUGUUGGUGGGACCAUGAUCGGCUUGAGCGCAAUGCUUACAUACUAUCGAUUUUUCCAUCCAUCAGGCCCUAUCACUUUAUUUGGGCCUGCAGUUGUACCUUCUGGUUCUCAUGCACAGCCCAAGCUCAAUGUUGAAGGGAGCGAGGUGCAGACGGUUGUUACCAUCCAGUCGCAAGCAAUCGUCGAGAGAUCAACAAAUUUACAGGUCCCUGUGGUAUACUCCCAAACUUCACAUAUGCCUAGUGACGUUGAAAAAUCAAAUUCUCUUCGAUCUCUCAAGCAUUUGUGGAGUGUUGAUAGGGAUGGAUCCCUUUCAAGCCGGUCAGAUGAAGCUCCUGCUCUGGGGGGAUCACCUCAGCCAGAUGAUGGAUGCACUGAUAGGAGAAUGUUACUCUCUUCACGAGCAUCAACGCGUCGUCCAGUCUCCACCGACAGUAUCCAAAUACCAUCAACUAUUCAAGCAGAGCAGUCUAAACAAUCAACCUUCACUGUUCUAUCAGGCCCCAAUGGUGGUUUGUCCCAGUUGAGUAUUGGCCAAUCCAUUGGAUCAAAUUUAACAUCUCGAUCAACUCUAAACUCACAACCUCCGCAGUCUCCCACCACCAACCAUGAAGGCUGGUCUUCCAAUUCAAAUCAGUCAGUUCAUUCGAGCAAUGCGUCACAUUCCUCAGCAGUGGGCCUUUCCAAUCAGUCUGCUCCUCAGUCAGUAAGGUCUGCUCAUGCUGAAGAAACCAGUCUCCAGGCAACUGUAGUUGACAUUGAUGAUUCUAAAUUAUCAUGGAACUGUACAAGCAUGAUGGAAGAUACACAGCAAAGUGAAAUAAUUGAAAUUAUUUCCUCGAAAGCAGAAAUUAUCAGUACCACUGGUUUGAAUAAGAGACGUGGAAUUUGUUCUUCAGUAGAGCUUGGUCUGGAUAAAUUAGAACAAGACGAAAAAGAUACUCAGUCGACACAACCAGAUAGCACGCCUCCAAAGCAUGAGAAAAUUGAUGAUAGUUUUGCUCGAUUGUGUCAUAAACUGGUUGCCAAUGCUGAAGUGAAACAGCUUGGUUCCAUUGAGUUGGUCAAGAAAGAAAUGGAAAGAAGAUUAACCAACUUCCCAGGAAAAGAAGAAAAACGUGAAUCAGACUACAUUGAUUCCAAACAAUCUGGUAUAUCAAGUGAUGGGACUCCAAGUGAAGUUUUGUCUGCUCAUGAUUAUGAAAAUAUUUGUGCGGUUAAUAUAGCAAGGGAAGCAUGGGGGCUGAGGUCAUGGGGUGGCUACUCUGAUAUAGAAACAUGGCUGCAUGAUGAUAGUGUUGUGAGAGACCGGCGAAGAGAUACCCUUGUCAGCAUGUGCACUACAACUACUGCUUCCUCAGAGAAAUCUACGACAAGUGAAUCUCCUCCACCUGUUCGUCAACAUUGGGAGAAUUGUGAUACAAGUGCUCCACCUUUGCCCUGUCGCAGACCACGACCGUCAUAUAAUAGAAUGGAUGAUUAUUUAGAUACCUUAGCUUAUGACCUUGCUGAGAUUGAGCAGAGGGAGGUUGGCUCAAAUGUUGUAGUCAAUUCUCAAGACAAUGUGUUUGUAGCCCAGCCAUAUGUUGUAGACCAGCAUGGAGUCUUGUAUCCAUUACCAGCAUCAUUGGAUACUAUUUUGGAGGAGUUAGAAGAGUCGAAUGUAAGUGCGGGCACAGUGACUGCUGCAGACAUUGGUUCGACUGCACCAGGUUGGGCUAGCUCUUUGGUUGCUACAAUAGAUGAAAUCAGAAUGGGUACCUGCAAUCCCUUGGAUGAUACUGCGACUGUUUCUGAAUCGGACUUUGAAGUUGGCAGUUACAGAUCAUUGCAACUGGACGCAACUAUGACGACAACUGCACCAUGUCAGGAAAGUCCCAAAGGAACGCACAGAGGUUCGCAACGUUUCUCAAACAGUUUACCAUCUCUACUGCAGGCUCCUAGAUCAUGGUCGCAUCUAACACCAGAAGAGGUUCUUUUCUUAUCUGAGCUGAAACCUCAGCCAGAGAGUGAAGGGAACACUGAACCAAAGUGUUCACCUUUAAGAUUCAAUACUGAAACACAAGGCAGCCAAAGAAAACAUGGAAAGAGGCCUCGUAGAAAGUUUUCCAUUUUAAGAGAAAAGUUCGAGCCUAAAUGGGAAAGAGUUAAUGUUGAAAGAGUCCAUAAUGUUCAGAAUAAAUUGGAACAGAGUAGUAAUAACAUUGAUAGAAGCUUUGUUGCGAAAAGAAGUGAUUUUGUAAACAAAAGAAAAUUUAUUGGUUUGAGAAAUCAAAAUUACAGUAAUGAUGCUAUUCAGAUUAAAAGUGAGUCUCCUUCUACAGUGAGUCCCUUGAAAGAAGCUGAUCUUAAAAAUACUGUCUGGCCAAGUACAGGGAAGACAUUGUCCCUCAAAAGUGAUACAUUACUGCAACAAGUUCUAGCUCAACCAAAGUUUGUGCCUCACAACAAAAAGUUAGUUCUUGACAGUAAUGCCUCAGCAUGACUAAUAUAGCUAAAUGUAAAUUUAUAUAAGAUUCUCUGGCUGUAGUGCAUGAUAAAUACUUUCAAAAACUUAGAGAUGUCUAUCAUUGUUAAGACAAGGCUUCCAGAAAAUUAUAAGCAGGUUCUGCUCUUGCUCAUAUGUUACCAAAGCCCUUUAUCUAAAUUACUCAAGAGUUCACUUUGCCCAUUGAAGGUUCUGUUUUUAAGUGAAGCCAUCAUAUCUAUGCUUAUAGGUAAAACUUAAAUGACAAUGGCUUGAGAAAUCUAUUUGGUUCCAUCUUAUUUUUGGUGCCCUCUAUAUUUGUAAAUGUAUAUUUUAUUAUCAAUCAUUUAGAAUAAGGAUGAUAACUGUACAUACUGAAAAGCAUUUUUAAACUUUGGUAUGUUGCAAAUUUGAAUUGGUAUUUAUUAUUCAGUGAACACAUUAACUGUACACAUCUAGAUCAUUGUUGCUGUAAAUGAGUAUUUUUCAAUUUACUUGUGUUUUCAUUGUUGAAGUUAACUUAUUUUUAGACCAAGUAUAUUGAUGUUUUAAAUGUUUUGAUAUUUUUUAUUAAAAAGAUCGUUGACCCCACUUCAUUUCAUGGACAUGGAGUAAAGACUUGCAUUUGUCAUUUAUCUUCUGCCAUGUUACCAGAAUAAGUUGUGUUGUCAUUCAAAUUUACUGUGACUGCUUAUCUUUGAAAGCACAAAUUAUAUUUUUGUAAGUAGCUCUGUAUUUUAUAAUUUAUUUUUAUCUUGUAAAAGGUACGCAUCUCAUUUGUAUGCCAUUACUGCUGCCAUAUACACAGUUGUCAAAGUAAUGUUGUAUUUUGAUGGUUUUUUUUUCUUAAUUAUUAACUGAUGUUGCCAUGAUUGCUCAUUCAAAGGUCUGUGCAUAUUUUUUAUGAACUACAUUUAUUUUUUAAAUGCUGAACUGUGUCCUUCAGUUGAUUAAUACCAUAGUGUGCAUGGUAUAUUGUUAGUAUUUGUUAAAGAUCUCAUUUUGCAUUUUGCCCUUGAGAAUGCCCUUAUGAUUGACAUGUUUUGAUGUUUAGUUGGCAAAUAUGAAUGGUCUGUGAUACAAAAAUUAAUAACUAACGCAGAUUGACUAUCUGCACCUUCUUGUUUCUAUUCCUUUUUGAUAGAAGAGUGCCAAAUGUUCAACGAGUGUGAUGGAUUUGUUAAACUAUUUUGCUCAAGUAUCCCAUUUUCUCUAUCUAAAUUAUUCAAAAUAUUGGAUUCUCUUUUGAGACCAGCUCAGCACUAGAUAUGCUAUCUUAGUAUUCCAGAUAGUUAUUGGUCACAUGGGUUCUAUCAAUUUGACACUCUCACAUAUGUUUGUUAGUUUGUAAUAAAGAUAGCUCUGCAUGUUUUUGUGAA
Thrips palmi is the source of this 5007-nucleotide messenger RNA. RefSeq lists its product as uncharacterized. The transcript has 7 exons. Lineage: Eukaryota; Metazoa; Arthropoda; Insecta; Thysanoptera; Thripidae. Gene Ontology annotation, biological process: phosphatidylserine exposure on apoptotic cell surface; apoptotic process involved in development; engulfment of apoptotic cell. The record is from RefSeq and is a predicted model, not a curated record. The coding region runs from base 158 to 3646 and encodes 1162 amino acids. Gene Ontology annotation, cellular component: plasma membrane.